Momordica charantia (bitter melon) is the source of this 2424-nucleotide messenger RNA. Its product is annotated as U-box domain-containing protein 34. Gene Ontology annotation, molecular function: ATP binding; protein kinase activity; ubiquitin-protein transferase activity. The record is from RefSeq and is a predicted model, not a curated record. NCBI's taxonomy places the organism in Eukaryota, Viridiplantae, Streptophyta, Magnoliopsida, Cucurbitales, Cucurbitaceae. Gene Ontology annotation, biological process: protein phosphorylation; protein ubiquitination.
AUGGAAAGUGAACCCAGUUAAAAAAUAAAAUAAAAAAAUCCAAUUGAAUUGGACUCGUUGAUGGUGGUGUUUGAGUUCCUGAGGCAAUGACGUCGGUGGCGGUUGCCGUUAAUGGCGGAAGGGGCGGCGGCGGCGGAAGCAGACGCGCCGUCAGAUGGGCCGUCGAGAAUCUGUUGCCAACCGCCGAUCGUUUCAUCUUGGUUCACGUUAUGCCCAAAAUCACCUCCAUCCCCACCCCAAUGGGGGAUCGUGUGGCUGUGUCGGAGUUAGACGCCGACGUGGUAGCACUGUACGUUCACGAUGUGAAGGAGAAAUAUGAACAAGUUUUUGCCCCUUUUAAGAAGUUAUGUAGAAGAGAAAAGUUUCUUCUUUUGGUAGAGACUUUGGUUUUGGAGGAUGACAAUCCUGCCACUGCGCUUCUUAGAUAUGUAUCUGAGUCUGGGAUUAAACGCUUGGUUUUGGGUUCUUGUUUUAGAAGCUGCAUAGCAAGGAAGCUAAAAGGGCCUUCAGUACCCUCUGCUAUUCUGAGAGCUGCUCCUGCUUCUUUUGAUAUCUAUGUUAUAUAUAAGGGAAGAGUCAUCACAAGACCAACCGCUACUGCUCCAUCUACUGAAACAGACUCGAGGCAGUGGAUGCUCGGUGAUACCGAUUACUACCGCGGCUCUGGUGCCAUUAGCGAACAAUCGUCUGCAACUUUCUCUUCUUCUUCAGUGUCGAAUGUUCAUCAAAGGGGUGAUAGCCUUGAAGGCAAUUCUACCGAGCAACUGAACUCUUUGAGUACUCUGACUGAGGAGGAAGAUAUGCGGGCUGAAGUCGAAUCACUGCAACUAGAAUUAGAAACCACCGUUUCGUUGUACAAACGAGCUUGUGAAGAACUAGUACAUGCUCAAAAGCAGGUUCAGUCACUUACGUCUGAAUGCCUUGAAGAAUCAAGGAGAGUGAGUGAGGCCUUAGAAAGGGAACAAGCUUUGAGAACAGUUGCUUCUGAAGAAAAAGCAAAGCACCUGGAAGCCAUGAAGGAGCUGGAAGAGGCAAAAGAUUUGCUGGCUAAAGAGGCUUAUGAAAGGCAGCUGGCUGACCUUAAUGCCUUAAAGGAGUCCGUGGAGAAGCAGAAAAUUGUUGAUACUCUUCUCACUAAUGACAGGAGGUACAGAAGAUAUACCCCAGCUGAAAUAGAAGCAGCGACGAAUUUCUUCGAACAAGUUAACGUGAUCGGCGAGGGAGGAUAUGGGAAAGUUUACCGAUGCAGUCUUGAUCAUACCCCUGUUGCUAUUAAGGUUCUUCAACACGACGUACUCGAGAAAAAGGACGAGUUUCUGAAAGAGGUUGAAAUUCUGAGCCAAAUACGCCAUCCACACGUGGUUUUACUGCUUGGAGCUUGCCCCGAGCAAGGUUGCUUGAUCUAUGAGUACAUGGAAAAUGGAAGCCUAGAUGAUCAUAUCUUGCUCCGGAAUGGAAAAACUCCACUGCCUUGGUUUGUUAGAUUUAGAAUAGCUUUUCAAGUAGCUUCUGGGCUUGCAUUUUUACACAAUUCAAACCCAGAGCCUAUAAUUCACAGAGAUCUAAAACCGGGUAAUAUCUUACUAGACAGAAACUAUGUAAGCAAAAUCUCAGAUGUGGGGAUGGCUAAGAUCAUUGGCGAUAUCGUGCCCGACAAUGUCACGGAGUACAGAAACACCAUUCUUGCUGGAACUCUCCAUUACAUGGAUCCUGAGUAUCAGAGAACUGGCACCCUCCGACCAAAGUCGGAUACGUAUGCUCUUGGAGUAACAAUUCUGCAGCUGUUGACAGGGCGGCAGCCACAUGGUCUUCUUCUCGCUGUUGAGAGUUCCAUCGCAAGUUCCUCCCUCGGAGAUAUUCUAGAUAGAUCAAUUACUGACUGGCCUCUGGCUGAAGCCGAAGUGCUAGCUCGACUUGCGCUGAAGUGCUUGAAACUUAGAUGCAGGGAUAGGCCAGAUCUUGAUACUGAAGUUCUUCCAGUUCUUAAAAGACUUGUUGAUUUUGCAGAUGCUUGUCAAAAUGAAGAAAAGUGUCCUGCCAAUCCCCCGAGCCACUACUUCUGCCCAAUCCUUCAGGAAAUAAUGAAUGAUCCUUAUAUAGCAGCAGAUGGGUUUACUUACGAGUACGUAGCGAUUAAAGCGUGGCUCGAGAAACAUGACUUAUCGCCCGUGACAAAGCUUAAGCUCCAGCAUUCUAUGUUUAUUCCAAACCAUACUCUGCGUUCUGCCAUACAGGAAUGGAGGUCAAGAGUGACAUUUCCAUCUUCCUGAAUUGGAAUGUUUGGCUUUGCAUUCUUAUGGCUUUUUUCCCCCCAAAGGAAAGAACAACUUGAUUAUUAUUUGUUGUAUAGUUAUAGUAAAAUCUCCCAAUGUAUAGUAUUGUUUUGUGCUACAAACUACUUCAAAUGUUCUUAAAGUUUAUACA